Messenger RNA from Oldenlandia corymbosa var. corymbosa, 666 nucleotides. The record is from the annotation of a GenBank genome assembly. NCBI's taxonomy places the organism in Eukaryota, Viridiplantae, Streptophyta, Magnoliopsida, Gentianales, Rubiaceae.
AUGCUGUGGAGGAAAUGCAUAGCUCCAAAGUUCAUCUACUCAUGCCGGGUUCAAACCAUUCUGUCAAACAUCAAUUACAACAGCGAAUGGAGGAUAAUCAAUCGCCUAGACUGCCAUCAAUUGCGCAGCCACCAACCAUGCCGAAAUCGGGAGAAAAAUGCCUUUGCCAAUCAACCUACGGAUCAGGGAAAAGCUUCAGCAGAAUCAAUGAUUGCGGGGAGCGAUUUGCUGAUUCAGCCCGUCGUCUCCCUGGCGCAGAAUGUCGUUGCUGAAGGAGUCGCGCCACCAGUUGUUGUUGCGCAAACCCUCACUUCCCCAAAUCAGCGAGAUUUAGUUGUCCCUCAUGUUGCUGCUGCCAAUAAUCAACGCCUAUCAUUAUCUCCGAUGACUCUGAAAACAGCCGCCAGUCAUGGUCAACAGUCUAAGCCACCGGAAGGGGAUGACCGGCGGGAUUUGCCGAAGGAAAUUCCAGAAGGGGAGUUGCAGUUUUUACGGCCGUCUUCUGCGCAGCUAACUCUCGAGAUUUUUGCCCCAAUUGCGCAAUCAACAAGUGCUCCUCAGGAUCUUCAAAUUUCAAAUGUGGAAAAGUCAAAUACGGAAUCCUCAACACCUCAAUCUUAUCCCCCCCAAAAAAGGAGUAUCUUCAUAUUCAGAAACCUCUUUUAA